Messenger RNA from Ciona intestinalis (vase tunicate), 2580 nucleotides. The record is from RefSeq and is a predicted model, not a curated record. Lineage: Eukaryota; Metazoa; Chordata; Ascidiacea; Phlebobranchia; Cionidae.
ACACGCGCGCGUAUGUAAAUCUAAUCCUUUACUUAUACUAUAGGUGUAUGUAUGCAUUUGGAAGGCGUAGGUAUUACAAAUGUGACAUAAGUAAACCAUAUACAAUUGCUAAAAGUCACUGAAUGUAUGGAACCCUGUGAAGUACUUACAGCAAAGUGUGAAUCUUGUCAAAAAGUUGGUCCUAAAGAUUCAUUUUAUUCGAACACCAAGAGAUUUUGUUGCGCACGCUGUUCCCACAGCUUUUCUGCAAAGUUUCGCAAACAAAGUUUUAAAGCUAGCCACGGUGUUGCCAAGAAGAAGAAGCCAAAACUCUCAAUUGGAAUAACACAUAAACCAUCGGUUGGCACUCAUUAUUCACUUGUCCUACCCUCUGAAAUGGACCGCCGUGAAUAUUCAUGCGCGGGGUAUGAUUGGGGGAAGUAUCUGGUGGAUAAUUCAAGUGAAGCUGCACCAGUUCAUUUGUUUCCUCAUGCACAAAUGUCAGACCAUUGGUCAGAAAUUGAAAAAGGUGUAAAAGUUGAAGUUCUAAACUUGGACUGCCCAGUGCCGACAAAAGUCUAUUGGAUUGCCCAGGUCAUUAAGGUGGCUGGUUACAAAGCAUUACUGAGGUAUGAAGGGUUUGGGGAUACAGACAGCAGAUGUGACUUUUGGUGUAAUCUAUGCACACACGAUGUACAUGCUGUUGGGUGGUGUGCUACUAUUGGAAAGCCUCUUGUCCCACCAAAAACGAUUCAGUUCAAAUACAGCAACUGGAAAAGCUUUCUGGUUCAGCGAUUAACCGGCGCAAAAACUUUACCUAAUGAUUUCCAGCAGAGGGUGGUACAGAGCAUGGAUUGCCCGUUCCUAAUGAACAUGAGGCUUGAGGUGAUGGAUAAAACACAAAUAUCACGCAUGAGAGUUGGUGUGGUGGAGGAAAUCAUUGGAGGUCGGUUGCGUUUACAUUACGAGGAUUCGGAUGAAACAAAUGAUGAUUUCUGGUGUCACUCCCGAUCACCAGUCAUCCAUCAUAUUGGUUGGUCGGAAAAAGUUGGUCAUCGCAUUCUUGUUGCAACCAAAGAUUACAAGACGAUGCCGGGAUUUAAAAACUCAAAACCGGAACUUUUUGCUCAGACAAAACCGAUUAAGACUUGUGGAUUUAAAGUUGGAAUGAAAUUGGAAGCAAUUGAUCCACUUAACUUAUCCUGUAUUUGUGUUGCUACUGUUUGCAAGGUGCUUAAGAAUGGAUACCUCAUGAUAGGUAUUGAUGGAAGCGAGGCAAUUAAUGGAACAGAUUGGUUUUCAUAUCAUUGUACGUCACCUUCCAUAUUUCCUGUGUCUUUUUGUGAAAUAAAUGAUAUUCCAUUGACUGCACCUAAAGGUUACAAAGGUCUGUUCAACUGGGAGGUUUACCUUAAUGAAACCAACAGUGAAGCUGCCCCUGCUUCUCUCUUCAAUGAUGAAGUGAUAACUCAUGGCUUCAUGUCAGGAAUGAAGUUGGAAGCCGUUGAUCUCAUGGAGCCUCGGUUACUGUGUGUGGCAACCAUUGCAAGGGUGGUUGGUCGUUUACUGCGAGUUCACUUUGAUGGGUGGGAGAAUGAAUAUGACCAGUGGGUAGACUCACAAUCAUCUGAUAUAUAUCCUGUUGGUUGGUGUGAACUUGUGGGCUAUGAGUUACAACCCCCAGCUAAUUCACAAGCUACUGCAGAUGCACAAGCAUUACUUAAAAAGAAAGCCAAACCAAAAGGACAAUCAUUUCUUGGGAAAAAGAAACGCAAGCGAUUAUCAAUAAACAAGAAGGCCAUACUCUCAAGCCCAAAUAUCAUAACACAAAGUUUGGACACUACAGUGAGUUCACAACCAAAGUCACCUGAAGUAACAGUAAGCCCCCUGAGUGAUGAUAAACCUCAAGUUGAAGAGAUAGUUCCUGAAAUCCAGGAUGAAGUUCCUGAAGAAGAACUUGGUCCACCAGCAAUCCCGGAGUCUUCCGGGAUAUCCGAUCUUCCAGAUAUUGAAGAUUCUGUUAAUCUGGAAGACACAGAUCCAGUUGUUCCUGAGGACACAGAUCUUGUUGUUCCUGAAGACACAGAGAUGGAGACUUUGGCUUCUCCUCCUGACACAACUGUCCAAGAGGUUCAAGAACCAACAUCUGAGCUUCCAGAAAUGAUGAAUACCGAUGUAAAUGAGAAAAUCACUACUAAUGAGAAAGAGAUUGUCAGUGAAGAAACUAUUACCCCAGAUGUUACACAAUCUGAAGCUGAAACUACUAACACCACAGCUGAAAUAUCAUAGAAUCUACUUGCUGACAUUGCUGCUUAAACAUUACAAUUUAUUUUCUGACAGUAUAACUGUUGUGUUAUAUCAGGCAACUUAACUUGAGCUGGUAUUUUCUUUUAUCAUUUCGUCAACGUGUUGAUUCUGUUGAAAUCACAAGCUGUUUUAUGAAUGUUUCAUUAGAUACUGUAGAUACACAGCUUACUGAGGUUGGUCAACUGCUUUUCUUAUUAUGUGGAAGUUGGUUGGAUAAUGUUAAUUGUUGAGAUAUGUAAUCAUGUACUCAAAAUCGAGGAUUCUUUUCUUUGUCAGUACAUUUUUCAAAACUCG